Molecule: messenger RNA, 1927 nt
Organism: Acanthochromis polyacanthus (spiny chromis)
Lineage: Eukaryota; Metazoa; Chordata; Actinopteri; Pomacentridae
Gene: lrrc14b
Product: leucine rich repeat containing 14B
Exons: 3
Coding region: 3-1586 (527 amino acids)
Biological process (GO): negative regulation of apoptotic process; negative regulation of cell differentiation; negative regulation of DNA-templated transcription
Cellular component (GO): cytoplasm
Source: RefSeq, a predicted model, not a curated record
ACAUGAAGUCCCUGCGAUUCCUCGCUGCUGAGGGCUUCAUCCAGACUUGUCCGAGUGCUCUGGAGAACCUCAGCUGUGUGCCUUUUAACCUCUACCCGCUCGUCUUCAAGGCCUGCUACCUCCAUGAGCAGGCCGACCUGCUACAUGCUUUGGUCCAGACUUGGCCUCUUCCUGAGCUCAACCUACAAAGACUUCUGGGAAAGACAGUCGACUGUGAGUUGGAUCUCACCUCCUGCACCUGCCGGCUUUGUCUGGUAGCAGUUCUGACUGGCCUGAAGGAUUAUGUGCUGUCUCCUCCAAGAACUUAUGCCAAGAACCUGCAUGUGGUGGACCUGACUGCCCUUAAGGACAUUGAGCAGCAGACCUGCCGCUGUCGGUCCACGCUGGGUCGAUGGGCGAGAACCCAGCUCCUGACCCAAAUGUGCUAUGAGACCAUGGUGGCCAUGCAGGCCAGUGAUGUGUCCCGAUCCGCCUUUGAAACCUCCAUCGACAUCCGUCUGAACGGCUUCGUCACCGGCCGUAACUACGAGCUGGUGGCUCAGGCCUUCUUGCUCCUCCGCUACUGUCCUCUGAAGCUUCGUUUUGUCAGUUUCAGGGCUGAUUCUCUCGCUCUCAAGCAGCUGUUCUACAUUCUUCGCCUAGCAGAGCCUGAGUCCAUCACAAAGCUGGAAGUGGUCCACAAUGUCCCCCUGGAGGCCACACAUCUGGAGGUGCUGCUGUCCAGGGUGGAAUUCCCUAAGUUGCAGUCUCUAACGCUGCCAGCCGGGGCCCUGGAUGUGAGGAGGCUGAGCUCUUUAGAUGGGGAUCUGUUGGCCACCAUUGGCAACCUGCUGGCACAGCUGAGCAGCCUCACCGAGCUCUAUGUCGGAUUUUCCACUCUCACUGGACACCUACGAAGGCUGCUGAAUCCUCUUAACACACCACUGCAGUAUUUGGAGUUGGCCAACUGCUGCCUGAACCGUGUUGACAUGACGUACUUGGCCAACAGCCUCCACAGCGAGUCCCUGGUUCACCUGGACAUCAGUGGACAUGACAUCUUUGGCUCUUUCUCAACCUCCGUCCUCAAACUGCUCGGACGUUGUUCCACAACCCUGGUGAGCCUGACCCUUGAAGAAUGCAACAUAGAGGACGAGCACGUUGACGCCUUCAUUAGCGCUCUGACUCUCUGUCAGGGUCUGGAGGAGCUCAAGCUCCUGGGAAACCCUCUGACCUCUGCUGCCCUGAAGAGAUUAUUCUCCACAUUAUCUGCAGGGUUUCCUAAGUUAAGGUACAUAGAGGUACCAGUGCCUCGUGAAUGCUACUCCGAGGACGUCACUUAUCCUCUUGAUGAUGCGGUCUUGCUGCGGUACAACAAGGAGCUGUUUCAGGAGAUCAAGAGCCAGCUGAUGGGCAUCCUGGAGGGAGCUGGAAGAGGAAGUGUGGAAGUGUGUACUCCUCUCUUGGGGUCCUAUGAUCCUGACAUUCAUGAAACCAGCAAUGAGCUGGGGGUGUCCAUGUUGAAGUCUUUUAAUACAGUCAUUGGGAAUUUCAUCAGUACAAUAACUGAUGUGGACAGCAGGAGAUCACAGGCUCACAAAAAUGACUGAGGCUUCCUGUAGAAGGAUAAAAGAGCUGACAGAAAAGUCUUGAGCUCAGAUUUUAUAUAAAUCUGGACAUGUGUAAAGCAGAUCUUUAGAACUUAUAGAAAUGUUGUAUGUUGACUGAGGGGGCCCCUGGACAGUUUGUUAGUUGUGAGGAUGUGUUCUUAAGCUAUACUCAGCUGUUCCCUCUGGUCUGUGCUUGACUAGAGGCCUAGACUGUGAAAACAGAUUUAUUGAGCCAGGUUUAUUUGGCUAUAGAUUAACAUCAUACAUGCAGGAAUUCCAUACUAUAUGAUUUUACUACACUAUUGCAUCAUAGGAUCCUUAUUUUCUUUGAACACCUCUUA